UAGCAAUUGAUUAUAUGGGUAAUGCUCAGAUAACACCUACUGAAGCAGAUAGAUUAUUUCGUCACUAUGCAAACUUUCCAACAAAAAUAAUUCUUAAAGAAGGUAUAAGAGUAAUGUUUCUUAAUAAUUCAUUAUUCACUAAAGGGUUAUUCAAUGGUUCCAUAGGUAUAGUCUUAAAAAUUAUUGAUUAUGAUACCAUUGAAGUAGCCUUUCCAUUAAAAACAGUGCACAAAACUCAAGGGCUAACACUUCCUCAUAUAACAGUAUCUCUUGAUGAAACAAUAUUUGCAUGA
Molecule: messenger RNA, 293 nt
Organism: Diversispora eburnea
Lineage: Eukaryota; Fungi; Glomeromycota; Glomeromycetes; Diversisporales; Diversisporaceae
Source: the annotation of a GenBank genome assembly